Molecule: messenger RNA, 1656 nt
Organism: Knipowitschia caucasica
Lineage: Eukaryota; Metazoa; Chordata; Actinopteri; Gobiiformes; Gobiidae
Source: the annotation of a GenBank genome assembly
AUGUCCUGUAACGGGGUCCUCCCGGAGAACCGCCUGCGCUGCCCGCUCUGCUCGCUCGUCUUCACCGACCCCGUCACCACGCCCUGCGGCCACAACUUCUGCCACAGCUGCCUGGAGGCGGCCUGGAGCCAGAGCGACUGCCAGUGCCCCACCUGCCAGAGGAGCUUCUCCCCGCGGCCGGAGAUGGUGGUGAACGUGGCCUUCAAAGAGCUGGCUGACACCUUCAGGAGCGUCGUGGUCCCGCAGGCCACGCUCACUCAGGCCACGCCCCCUCAGGACGGAGCGGGUCCCGGGGAGGUGCCCUGUGCCGUGUGUCUGGCGGGCGGCCUGCAGGUGGCGGCGUCGCGCUCCUGCUUGGUGUGUCUGACUUCUUACUGCGCGCUGCACCUAGAGCCGCACCAGCAGGUGGCGGCGCUGCGCCUGCACAAGCUCAUGGCGCCUGUGGCCGACCUGCGCACGCGGCUCUGCGCCAAACACGAGCAGCUGCUCGAGCUGUUCUGCAGAGAAGAACGGGAACCGGUCUGCAGGUUCUGCAUCGAGACCGAGCACAAGGAACACACUGCAGUCAGCGUGGAGCAGGAGAGCGAGGACCGGAAGGCUGAAAUCACAAACAUUGAAGCUCAAUUCAAAAACCUGAUCGAGCAGCGACUGGAGAAAGAGCAAGAAAUCUCUAACUCUCUCCAGAAACGAAAGAAGAGCGCCGAGAAGGAGCUGGGCCACAGUGAGGAGCUGUUCUCCUCCCUGAUGGAGCUGCUGAAGGAGCAUCAGCAGGAGGUGACUGAUGCUGUGGUCGCGGACAGCGAGAAGGCCGAGGCUCGAGCCGAAGACCUGAGCCGGACCCUUCAGGAGGAGGUCCAGGAGCUGAGGACCAGGACCCGAGAGCUGGAGGAGCUGCGGCAGUCUGAGGACCAUCUGCACGUGAUCCAGCGGUUGCCGUUGGUCUCGUCUUCUCCGGUCUCCAGAGACUGGUCUGAGCUGAGUCUGGCCUCGAGGCCCUGUGUGGGGACCCUGACCUCGGCUCUGUGCAAACUGCAGGACACUGUGGACAAACACGUGGACUCUCUGAAGAGCCAGGAAAUGAAGACGGUGCAGAAAUACGCAGUGGAUGUGGUCCUGGACCCCCACACGGCCCACCCCAACAUCGUCCUCUCCCCCGAUGGGAAGCAGGCGGGACGGGGGGAGCUGCUGCACGUGGUCCCGGACAACCCCCAGCGCUUCGACCCCGUCAUCUGCGUCCUCGCCACCAGGGGGUUCAGCUCCGGACGCUUCUACUUCCAGGUGUUUGUGGGCUCCAAGACCUUCUGGGACCUGGGCGUGGUGCUGGAGUCGGUGAACCGUAAAGGCAUGAUCACGUCCAAACCAGAAAACGGCUUCUGGACGGUGCGGCUGCGCGACGGCGACGAGUACCGCGCUCUGGACUCGCCCUCGGUGCUGCUAAAGCCGCGGGCGCCGCCCAAGACGGUGGGCGUGUACGUGGACUACGAGCACGGCGCCGUGCGCUUCUACGACGUGGACGCCAAAGUCCUGAUCUACGCCUUCAGCGGCUGCAGCUUCUCCCAGCGCCUCUUCCCCUUCUUCAGCCCCGGAGUCUGCGACGGAGGAAAGAACGUGGCUCCUCUAAUCCUGAUGCCGGUGAAGCCCGAGAGAGCGGCGUAG